Molecule: messenger RNA, 1546 nt
Organism: Cygnus atratus (black swan)
Lineage: Eukaryota; Metazoa; Chordata; Aves; Anseriformes; Anatidae
Gene: NIPSNAP3A
Product: nipsnap homolog 3A
Exons: 6
Coding region: 38-796 (252 amino acids)
Cellular component (GO): mitochondrion
Source: RefSeq, a predicted model, not a curated record
CAACGUCCCGCCCGCCGCCGCCGCCCCGCCGCCCGCCAUGCUGCCCGCGGGGCUGCUCCGCCGACCCCUCGCCGCCGCCGCCCGCCUGUGCGGGGCGCGGGGCCGCCCGCAGGUACUCGCGUCCCUUGCUACAGGCCCCAGACAAAAUAAUGGCAUUUUCUAUGAAAUUCGCACAUACGAUAUUAAGCCAUCAAGGAUGAAGGAGUUUGUGGAACUGGUCAAUAAGUACUUCCACCUUCGCACAGCUCACUCAGAGCUGGUGGGACUCUGGACUGUGGAGCUGGGAGCGAUGAAUAAGGCUGUCCAUGUGUGGAAGUAUGAUAAUUUUGCCCACAGAACAGCAGUCCGGAAGGCGCUAGCCAAUGACAAGGACUGGCAGGGAAAAUUCAUCUCUCCAGCCCUUACCUGUAUAGAGAAACAGCACAAUGAAGUUGCUUAUCUGGUACCCUGGUGUCAGCUUGGGAAACCUUCAAAAGAAGGGGGUGUAUACGAGUGGGUUACUUUCCAGAUGAAACCUGGUGGGCCAGCUCUGUGGGGUGAAUCAUUCCAGGCUGCAAUCAAUGCUCACAUCAAUACAGGCUACACUAAGCUGAUUGGUGUUUUCCACACAGAGUAUGGGUUACUUAACACAGUCCAUGUGAUCUGGUGGAAUGAGAGCCCAGAUCACCGGGCAGCAGGAAGGCACAGCGCCCAUGAAGAUGCCAGAGUGGUAGCAGCUGUACGGGACAGCGUCAGGUUCUUGGAGUCCCAGCACAACAUGCUGAUGAUUCCUCUGGCAUGCUCACCCCUGAAGUAAGCUUCCCCUAAACGAUGUGACUGAUGGCAGAAAAGACAAGGUGGAAGCACCGUCAGCAAGUACCGUCGCAUGGCUCGUCAUACCCUCAUGAACUGUGUGGUUUGUUCUUCAGUUUACAGUGAAUGGAUGAAAAAUGCUGAUACACCAAAGAAAAUUAGUAAAAUCCUGCACAUGAUAGUUUAUGGUGAUGUUUCUACAUCUCCAGAAAUAGAACAUGAAAAUUAGCUUUGCAGAUCUUUUAUUUUAACAUCUCACUUCUUAAAACUUUUCUGUGUUUACUAAUAGGCCCCAGUAAGUAAAGCGUUGUUUUCCAAGGCUGCAAUUCAGGGUGGUAUCAUUUUCAUAAUGCACAUUGGCGACUCUUCUAAUCAUUGCAUCAUGGGUAUUACAUAUUGUCUUAAGAAUGAAUGCCCCUAUAUCCUUGUAACACGGUUAUGUUUCAUCAGACAUCUCAUUGGGAUGCUUUAUAUUAAUUCUUUGUAAUGUAAAAUUUCAGUGUGGCUACAAUUGUGCCAUGGAGGUGCUACAGUGAAGCUGGUUAGGUGGCGUUCUGAUGGAGUCUGCCCUGACUUCAGUCCUUUCAUUUUGUAUUCUGUAAGCUCGCUUUGAGGAAGUAUUUUAAUGCUUAUUUAGGGUGCUAAAAUUUACAAUCUUGUAUCUCAAAUUCAGCGCAUCCAUACAUGCUUACGUUCUUUGAAAUACUGUCUGCCAGAUUGUUAAAAGCCAAAUAAAUUUGCAUAAAGAAUGAAA